Pongo pygmaeus (Bornean orangutan) is the source of this 2400-nucleotide messenger RNA. It is a transcript of the gene ORMDL3, whose product is annotated as ORMDL sphingolipid biosynthesis regulator 3. The record is from RefSeq and is a predicted model, not a curated record. The coding region runs from base 381 to 896 and encodes 171 amino acids. Lineage: Eukaryota; Metazoa; Chordata; Mammalia; Primates; Hominidae. Gene Ontology annotation, cellular component: endoplasmic reticulum membrane. The transcript is spliced from 4 exons.
AUAAACGUUUGGCUGCCUCCAGGGCUGGGUGAACGCGUGGAGAUGGCUGUGGGGUCCCGGACCGGGCCGGGUUCCGAGUGCGAAGACCCAGGCUGGGGAACAGAGCGGGACCCCUCCCCCCGGCCCCGCGCCCGAGGUCUCACUCAGAAAACCCCAACAACAGUGAGGACUCCGCCUCUUCGCUCCUCCUCUCCUGUGCUUAGUGCGGGUUCGCCUGGACACUAGCUUUCCGCUCCUACCGCCCUCCCCCAGUCGGGGUGGCUGGGCCAAAGUUGAGAGGUUAUCAGCUGUGGUCCUGCAGCUUGGGGGGUAGGCGGAAUGGACAUGGCAUUGUGACGUGCUGCCCCGGACUCCCCGUUGGGGUCCCCAUCCAGGCCUGGAUGUUUUGUGCUCCUCUUCCAGAAGACAGGAGAACAGCGGAGAGGGGCAGCAGGAUGAAUGUGGGCACAGCACACAGUGAGGUGAACCCCAACACGCGGGUGAUGAACAGCCGUGGCAUCUGGCUCUCCUACGUGCUGGCCAUCGGUCUCCUCCACGUCGUGCUGCUGAGCAUCCCCUUUGUGAGUGUCCCUGUCGUCUGGACCCUCACCAACCUCAUUCACAACAUGGGCAUGUAUAUCUUCCUGCACACGGUGAAGGGGACACCCUUUGAGACCCCGGACCAGGGCAAGGCGAGGCUGCUAACCCACUGGGAGCAGAUGGAUUAUGGGGUCCAGUUCACGGCCUCUCGGAAGUUCUUGACCAUCACACCCAUCGUGCUGUACUUCCUCACCAGCUUCUACACUAAGUACGACCAGAUCCAUUUUGUACUCAACACCGUGUCCCUGAUGAGCGUGCUCAUCCCCAAGCUGCCCCAGCUCCACGGAGUCCGGAUUUUUGGAAUCAAUAAAUACUGAGAGUGCAGCCCCUUCCCCUGCCCAGGGUGGCAGGGGAGGGGUAGGGUAAAAGGCAUGUGCUGCGACACUGAAGACAGAAAGAAGAAGCCUCUGGACACUGCCAGAUAUGGGGGUUGAGCCUCUGGGCCUAGUUUCCCCCCUCGCUUCCCCCAGUAGCCAACUUGGAGUAGCUUGUAGUGGGGUUGGGGUAGGCCCCCCGGGCUCUGACCUUUUCUGAAUUUUUUGAUCUUUUCCUUUUGCUUUUUGAAUAGAGACUCCAUGGAGGUGGUCAUGGAAUGGGCUGGGCUCCUGGGCUGAACAUGGACCACGCAGUUGCGACAGGAGGCCAGGGGAAAAGCCCCUGCUCACUUGUUUGCCCUCAGGCAGCCAAAGCACUUUAACCCCUGCGUAGGGAGCAGAGGGCGGUACGGCUUCUGGAUUGUUUCACUGUGAUUCCUAGGUUUUUUCGAUGCCACGCAGUGUGUGCUUUUGUGUAUGGAAGCAAGUGUUGGAUGGGGCUUUGCCCUUCUGGGUAGAAAGCUGUCUAAUCCAAGUCCCAGGCUUUUAGCAGCUUCCCUGCAACCCACCCUGGGUCCUGGUUGGGAGUGGGGAGGGUCAGGUGGGGGAAGAUGGGGUAGAGUGUAGAUGGCUUGGUCCCAGAGGUGAGGGGGCCAGGGCUGCUGCCAUCCUGGCCUGGUGGAGGUUGGGGAGCUGUAGUGGGGCUAGUGAGUCGAGACUUAGAAGAAUGGGGCCACAUAGCAGCAGAGGACUGGUGUAAGGGAGGGAGGGGUAGGGACAGAAGCUAGACCCAAUCUCCUUUGGGAUGUGCGCAGGGAGGGAAGCAGGCUUGGAGGGUUAAUUUACCCACAGAAUGUGAUAGUAAUAGGGGAGGGAGGCUGCUGUGGGUUUAACUCCUGGGUUGGCUGUUGGGUGGACAGGUGGGGAAAAGGCCCAUGAAUCAUUGUAAGCACAGGUCCAACUUGGCCCUGAUUCCUGUGGGGGUACGGGGAAGCUGUGACAGAAACGAUGGGUGCUGUGGUCCUCUGCAAGCCCUCACCCCUUAACUUCCUCAUGCAGACUGGCACUGGGCAGGGCCUCUCAUGUGGCAGGCACAUGUGGCACUGUGAGGCCACCCCACGUGGGGUCUGUGGUGAGAGUCCUGUAGGAUCCCUCCUCAAGCAGCACAGAGGAAGGAGCAAGGCGUGGCCUGUAGGCACUGUCUCAGCCUGCAGAGAAGAAAGUGAGGCCGGGAGCCUGAGCCUGGGCUGGAGCCUUCCCUCCCCAGCCGGAGUAGGGGCAGUGUUAAUUUUGAAAAGGUAUGGGUCCCUGUGUCCUCUUCCAGGGGUCCGAGGGAACAGGAGAGGUCACUGGGCCUGUUUUCUCCCUCCUGACCCUGCAUCUCCCACCCCAUGUAUCAUAGGGAACUUUCACCUUAAAAUCUUUCUAAGCAAAGUGUGAAUAGGAUUUUUACUCCCUUUGUACAGUAUUCUGAGAAACGCAAAUAAAAGGGCAACAUGUUUCUGUU